AUGGAACCGUGUGUUGCUGAUAAAGCCCGUCUUGGGAAUUUGGGAAUGUCUUGAUACUCCGAGGAGGCAGGCAUUCCGCUGUCUUUACACGUGAUAGCGAAUGCGGUAGAUGGGAGCCGAACCACUCUGACGGUUAGCUGACGGAUUGCCGACCGUGCGGAGCUUGCGAUUCUGCGCUCGCGCUACCACAGCAUCGGAAAUGCGACAGGCAUGGAAUCUCUACGCUCGUCUCAUGCGCGAUCACCCGGCGAAGACGCAGUUUAUCACCACGGCCACCGUGAUGCUGUCGGGUGACCUGAUCGCCCAGAAAGUGCUGGAACGACGGCCCGACAUCGAUGUGCCUCGAGCGGCGAGGUUCUUCAUCAUGGGCAUCGGAUUCGUCGGCCCUGCUCUCCGAGUCUGGUACAUCACGCUUGAACGCAUUGUCGGCAGCGGCGGCGGGCGGGCGAUGGUCGUCAAAAAGGUGUUCCUCGACCAAGCCGUGUUCACCCCGGUGUUCUUGCCGAGUUUUCUGGUGACUCUCGGGGCGCUCCAGGGACGUUCGUGGGGCAGCAUUAAGGACACAGUGCGGGCCGACUUCCUGCCCAUCCUGAAGGCGAACUACAUGCUGUGGCCCGCAGCGCAGCUUAUCAACUUCAGAUUCGUUCCUCUCAGCUACCGAGUGCCGUUUGCAAGCUGCGUGGCGCUCGUCUGGAACACUUACUUGGCCUGGAAGGCCAAUAGGACGCAGCCGGCAUAACCAACAACAACGAUUGUUAAAUAAUAUGUCAACUUGUUGCCUGAUGGUCCAAGAACUGCUUGUAAUUUCUAUAAGUCAGUUUUAGCUAGAUCAAAGUCAGUUUUUACUACAUAAUCUGUGUUGUCUGUACACAAACGGAUUCAAACACGACAUCAAAUGUUUUAGUAUAAUGACUGGUAUGCGCAAUCGCUCGAAAUAACCAUGUUAUGUCGCGACGAAUCUGGUCUAUAAAGAUAAUGUUGGCUUUGAUCUGUUCGUGCAAGUCGGAACUGCACCAAUACAACCCGAACUGAAGACGGUGGAAACACAUGUACGUGUAUUACUUAACCCUAACUUGUUCCGUUUCAAUCCUGAGUACUGUACAUGAUGUCACUGAAGUUGGAAUAAUAGAGCUGAAUUAGUUGGUAGAUAUUCAUGUUAAAAGACUGGGUGUGCAAACGCAGGACGGACACGAGAGAGAAGUCUCGGCAUUUGUGGUGUCUUCACUUCUCUCUUGUGUCCGUCCAAGUUUGCACAGCCAGUCUUUUAACAUGUCAAGAGAGGUCAUACAUGACUUCUGAGCUCAGGUGUUUCUUGCACUCUGUUGCACAUGUUGCUCUAAUGGGCGAAUACAAACGGCUCUUUCCAGGCACACUUGUGCCCACAACAACACGGAUGUCAAGAGUUUUGUGCUGUGCAACAAACUCGGUUUUUGCUGCUUGUUUCAACUUGUGGACACUAAAGUCAUGAUUUUUCUAGGGACAGCUAUAUAUAUUCUAUUUCUUACUUAGCAUACAAAGACUUUUCACUGCAAAAACUUCCCAUGUGCGGUCGUACGGGUAUCACGGCAUGCGUUUUGUGGUGUUGCUUGCGACCUAGGAUACUCCCUACAGAGCCACUAUGUCGUAUAUAACUACAUGUCAGAGUGAGCUUGCAUCAAGUUAUGCGUCACUUGCGCACUGCUGCCAGCAUGCAACAUGUUAUGUUUUGGUAUUGAGUGCAAUCAGUGUCAUGGUUGCUCUUCACAGAAAUGUCACCCCACAAGGCUCAUAAUUACAUUCAUAUCUAGAAUGCCCUUCAUGUAUUAUGUCUAAGUGCAUCCCAUUUUGAGAUUAUUGUUAGAUUAUAUAUAUGCUACACCAAACUGCAUGACACGUCUAUGUCUGAUAUGUGAUGCGCUAUUUCGUGGUCGCAAAUUGGAAUAGCGAGAGCAUCUUUGUAGCAAUGCUUGCCAUGUAUGAAGUGGAGCACGGAUGUUGUUCAUGACUAUUUAUGUGUAGUUGGCACCCAGUUGCACACAUUGUUGCUGUUGUGUGCAUAUGGACAUUUUGGCUGUCCUGUCAUCCCCAACCACCAAUUUUGAUGCCGAAAGCUUCAUGCAACAAAAAAAGCUUGCACCUUUUAGAUGCCCUUCGUCCAAGAAACUUGGAUGUUCUACUUCAUGAUCCUGAAGAUACCUCGACUGCAGUGUGUCAAGACUAUGGCAUUUCAGACCAUAUUGCAUCGUACCAUGCUGUGCUUGCAACAACGCAUCACAAUCUUGGAGGCCAUUCAGAGCUGUUGCACUUUCUGUUAUUGUGUGUUAAGGUUAAAGUAUUAUAUAAGAGGUAAAUAAAUGAUUUUGCUUUAUUUUCUGACAUAUUGGACUGGUGUGUACGCGUUGAUAUGUUAUAUUUUUCUUUUUAUACUACGGAAUAUAUUUUAGCUUAGGCGGUAUAUUAACAGGUGAGCAGUAAGUUCAUCAAAGAUUGACA
Messenger RNA from Rhipicephalus sanguineus (brown dog tick), 2472 nucleotides. RefSeq names its product protein Mpv17. The coding region runs from base 200 to 739 and encodes 179 amino acids. The record is from RefSeq and is a predicted model, not a curated record. Lineage: Eukaryota; Metazoa; Arthropoda; Arachnida; Ixodida; Ixodidae. Gene Ontology annotation, cellular component: membrane; cytoplasm. The transcript has 2 exons.